AGCUGGGCCAUCACUUGCUGCAAUGACUGGCGUAUUUUCCAACUCUAAAGCUUUCCAGCACUAAUGACCAAACAAGCAUUUUACAGAAGGGCCACACUCAGCAAAACCGCCAAUUUUCCGGCAUUUUCGCAAUUUCGGACACUCUGUUUUAAAAUUUCGCCUGCAGACAAUGAAUUUACCCAGGAGCAACUGCUCGCCGCUUAGCAGAAAUCCCGUUGUGCAGCGCAGUCUGGACUUGCGACUGCGAAGCGCCCAGGCCCGUCACUACCUCAAGUGGUGUUCCAUAAACGUACUGCUCCUGGCCCUGCUGCUCUUCGACAUGUGGCAGGCAUGUCGGUCCGUCUACCGGACGUACUGGUUCCUGGCGGAGUGCACCAUUACCACCUUGAUAGCCCUCAGUGCGCUGGCCUGCUUCGGCAAGUAUUUGUGGUUAUGGUUUGGCGGCGACCAGGUGAUAGGAACCGAUAGCCAGAAGUGCCUGCUGGACGGCCGGGAAGAGAACUCUUUUCGGACAGUGUGCGCCAGAGCGGUGAUGAAACCACGCAGCUACGAACCCGACUCCGAUGCCGAGGACGACAUACCCAUCAUCAACUGGCACUCCUCCUUCGAGGACUCCUGCUGGGGCUCGCAGUCGAUGCGCCGCAGUCCCAGUCCCACCAGGACUCCGCAGCAGACGCAGCAGAACACCUCCUACAACUCGUCGAUGGUGCAGAACAACUCGCUGAACGCCAGCAACCUGAGCAACGAGUCCACCUACAUGUCGCCCUACGCAGAGGUGCGCCGGGAUGACUUCAUCACCGACAUCCGCAAGCUGCCCGCUUUGAUGAAGCAGGCGGAGCGGGAGCGCAGCAUGGUGGACAGCUCGGAGGCGCCCAGUGUGCAGAGCAUGGGAUCGGCCAACUCCUUCUGGAACUACUGCAACAAUGCGGCCUACAUGCUGAAGACCACCAUCUACCAGUUGUCGCCGGCCCCCGCUGCUUCCACCGAGAAUGCUCCCACCUCCAUUGAGGAGUUCGGUGGCUUCCAGUUCAGGGACAGCAAUUCGGAGGUCAUCAAGCGCAUAUCCACGGACAAACUGUCGCAAUACGUGGCCAACCUGAGAUUUUGGAUUUCCACCACCAUACUGCAGCGUUUGGUCAAGGAGAUCAACUAUGUGGACGAUGUGUUCCGCCAGCGGGGUCUGAUCGACCUAAAGAUCGGAUCUGUGAGUCUGGAGCGACUGCGCAAGACAGCCGAGAACCAGCAGUUCGUGCAGACCUGCGCCCCCAUGCUGCCGAUGCUGCUGCCCUUCCUGGACUCCUUCAGCAACCAGGAGUACCUGGUGCAGCGCAUCAAGGAGCUGUCGCAGGGCUCCUGCAUAGCCGACUACCGCUGGAACUCGGGCAAGACGCACAAUGGUCAGGAGUGGGGCGACCACUUGCCCACCGACGCCGCUAUACUGUUCCAUUUGUUCUGCGUGUACUUGGACAGCCAACUGAUGCCGUUGCCGCAGGGCGGCGGGCGGCCCUUCCACUCCCGCUACGUGCUGAUCCGCGACGAGAAGCGCUCCACCAAGGACGUGGUCAACGCCGUGCACAACAAGGCGCACUGCGCCAUAUUGACCACCAGCAACCAGCUUAACCCCAAGUUCAACUUCAUCAGCGACAAGGAGCUGCACAACUGUGUCUACGAUCGGAACAACCUGUUCUACGUGAUCAUUCAGUUCCUGAUCUACAUGCGCCAGCAGCAGGAGUCUGCCUUGGAGUGCGUCAAUCUGGGCAAGAGCGGCAUAAACAUCUUGUGCGUCAUCGAAGACUGAAGCCACUACCUGUAGGACUGACUACCUCUAAACACUCGUUAGCAUCUCUAAGCAUCCCACUCUGACUCGACCAUCGCUUGAUGUCCGCGCGCAUCCUCAUCCAUCAUUCGUUACUAUUAAAUUAUGCACAUGGCAAUUAUUAAGUUAA
Drosophila gunungcola (fruit fly) is the source of this 1946-nucleotide messenger RNA. RefSeq names its product transmembrane protein 209. Gene Ontology annotation, cellular component: membrane. The transcript has 5 exons. Lineage: Eukaryota; Metazoa; Arthropoda; Insecta; Diptera; Drosophilidae. Bases 170 to 1798 code for a protein of 542 amino acids. The record is from RefSeq and is a predicted model, not a curated record.